AUUUGUUUGAUUAAAAUUUUAUUGUGGUUUAAAGUUAAAAUAUUUUAGAUCAUUGGGAAUGCUGCCAAUACUCGAAUCGCCAAUGCAAUUAAAAAACAGAAACUAAUUACGAGAUAUGAUGACUGAUGGCAUUGACAAUUAAAAUAAAUAGACCACCUGGCACAUAAAGUAAAUAAAAAUUAAAAAAUAAUAUAUUCUUUGCCUGGCACCCAGCAUACAGUACUUUUAUAUUGUUAUAUUUUAAUAUUUCGUUAUUAUAGGAAAUAAAGGAAUAUACCUUUUUACAUACCUAGCUACUUAGAGAUUUAUGUUUAUAUUUCCAAUUCAUAUCAGUAAAAAUGGAAGAUGAACUAAACCCGUCAGAAUUAGGAACACAGAGCUACUGGCAGGAGGCUUAUUCCAAGGAGCUGCGUAAUUUUGAGCAGCACGGAGACACUGGUGAAGUGUGGUUUGGUGAAGAUAGUGCUUUAAGAGUAAUAGAAUGUAUUUGUAACUGUGGUAUUGAGAAAAAUGCUCCUAUAAUAGACUUAGGCUGCGGAAAUGGAUACACCUUAUUGGAGUUAGCAAGAGAGGGCUUCAUAAACCUGUUGGGUGUGGAUUACUGCACGGAGGCAAUCGAUUUAGCACAAAAAGUUUGCAAUGCUGAGUUUCCCAGCUUAAGGUUUCAGGUGUUUGAUAUAGUUAAUGAUGACAUUUCAAAGUUGGGCUCGAAAUUCAGCGUAAUUCACGAUAAAGGCACAUAUGAUGCAAUUGGAUUGUGCCCGGACAACGCAAAGAUAAACAGACUUAAAUAUAUGGAUCAAGUUUAUAGUAUGCUAGAGGAUAAUGGUAUAUUCGUCAUUACGUCAUGUAAUUGGACCGAGGAAGAAUUAAAGAAACAGUUUUCGGAGAAAUUUAAGGUGAAACAAGUGAUACCGUCGCCACAGUUCAAAUUUGGCGGGAAAGUUGGCAGUGUUGUGUCAUCUGUGGUCUUUGUAAAACAAUAAAUCGCUCUAUGGUU
Leptidea sinapis is the source of this 1000-nucleotide messenger RNA. RefSeq names its product EEF1A lysine methyltransferase 2. Lineage: Eukaryota; Metazoa; Arthropoda; Insecta; Lepidoptera; Pieridae. Bases 339 to 986 code for a protein of 215 amino acids. Gene Ontology annotation, cellular component: cytoplasm. The transcript has 4 exons. Gene Ontology annotation, molecular function: protein-lysine N-methyltransferase activity. The record is from RefSeq and is a predicted model, not a curated record. Gene Ontology annotation, biological process: peptidyl-lysine dimethylation; peptidyl-lysine monomethylation.